GCCCCCAAAAGGCGCGUUUACGGCCUCAGGUUGCUUGAGCCUGUCUCCAGGCCUCUAGCCACAGCUUGCCAGGGGGUUUGGGUGGCCAGGACUGCAUGCCUGGAACACUCCGCGACCUCCCUUGACCUCUACCUCGCUGCCUAAGAGUCCGAGGAAAAGGAGAGGGAAGAAGAAAAACCGGUUGGUUGGAGAAACGGCUGAUUACCCUAAGGGAAGAAUAGGGCUCCAAAGCUUCGCAAGCGUCCCUUCGGAUAGUACGGAAGGAAAAUUACCGGCAUCAAGUUGUUAAAAAUGAGCGAAGUGGUUAAGUGAGAAAAAAAUCGAGCACAUGUGUGCAAAGUUGUCAUUUGGGGGUAAACGUCCCGUUAGCGAGCGCCAGAGCGUUCCCUUCUAGCUAUCAACGGAACGGUGACGGGCCAGGCACUUUAUGUUGCCCCGCAAACUUAGCUCGCAGCUUGGGUCCAUCUUCUGGCUCCAGUUCUAAACAGUGCUCGUUGGGGGAGCGAUCGUGGGAAAUUUCAUGGUAUUGAAGCCCACCUUGUUUUAGAUGAAGUUAUAGUCCAACUAUGAUGGUUGAAAUUUAAAACAAGUUAUUAUCAUGGAAUGAAAACAACUUAUUUGUUAAUGGUGAAACUUCAGAGGCUUAGAUAAUGGAGUUCUUUCCUUCUCCAUCUUUUUGACCAAGCACUUUUCCAAAUUUAAACAUUUUGGAGGCAGGAAAAAAAUAAUCGUCAUUACUACUGUUCUGGAAAAUGAGUAUCUACUAGCUAAAAUAGCACUGACAGAUUGAAUUUCUUAGUAACAUGGGAAAUUUUAGAAUGGUCUUGGAUAGUUAUACUUAUUUUAAAAUUCUGUACUAAUUAUGAACCUAAAUUUUAUCUGAAUUCUUUCUAGAAUUUUUUUUUAAGAGUUAUAUUUUUAUUCUCUUUUUCUUAUAGAGGAUUCUGCUUGGAUUCAGUAGGGAAUUAGCUCAAAAAGAUUUUCGUCAAGAUGUAACCUAGAUUCUGAUGAAUUAUUUUUCAGCAACAAUUCUUCAAACACAUUAAAAUUUUUUUAAAUUCUCCCUUAGCCAGUAGUUAGAAGAAGAGCGCUUACUGUUUAUUAAGAUGCAAAAGCAUCCAACACUUCUUCGAAGACCCUUACCUCCCAAACUCCCUAAGCUGCCGUUAUGUAAGAAGAAAGCCCGUACAGCCAAGACCGUUGAAACUGAACCACCAGAAGUAGAGGUUGCUCAAGAUGAAACCACUCCAAUUAAAGAAGAUGCAGCUAUUAUUCCUGAUACUUCUUCAAGAAAUCAAUCACAAACCCCUGUCGGUGUCCAAACCCUCUUUCUUGAUCAUCAUAUACAAGAAAAAGUGACUGUUCUAAAACCUCUUACAACACCUAAAAAAUAUUCUCAGGAUGUUCGUUUGCAGAUUCCAGAUACUGCUUGUGGUUCCGUAUUUUUUCCAAGUUGUCAUUUGGCUUCAGCGCGAGUUUUUGGAAAAGAAACAAGUCAAGUGGAAAAUUUACAAACGUCAAAGAGACAGUCAUCCAAGUUAAAAAGGAUUUAUAUUGACAAAGAACUUAAAGACAUCUUAAUUCUUACUUCAGAUUUCUCCAAACCCUUAAGGGCCCCUUGCCCACUUGUCACUACCAAAGUCAAUGUUCACAUUGAGUGUCCACCAAAGAGUAUGGGCUAUCCUUCUGAGAGCCCUCUGAUAGAUUUAAGUACAGUAAUGCUAAGCCCACUACCUAGUAUUACAUCUCCUAAACCAGAAAGACAAUGGUCUGACCACUUACAAAGAAAUACUCCUGCAGUAUUAACUAUUAGUGAAUUUCCUGGUCCCAUUAGCCUACCAAUACCAGUUUUACCAAGAAAACCUCGAAGACAGUCCAGUAUAGAAAAUCUUGCAGCAGAAAAUGAAUAUGUAGAAGCUGUCCCAAGGCAAAGAGCACCAAGCAUACCUCAAGGUCCUAUUAAGACUAAAAAGAAAGAUGUAUUGACGAAUGUUGUACGUGGUGAGGGCUUUAAGACUAUUUCAGCAACACAAUAUGAAACAAUAAUGGCCAUGACCAAUUUGGCCAUAUUAAACUGUCAAAUAUAUGGAAGAAAUGCGCUUAAUCUUAAGGGCUUUUUUAUCCUCAAUUGUCCAGACUUAACGCCUUUGGCUUUCCAAUUGAUUUAUCUCAAUUUGUCAUAUAAUGAUAUCCGCUACUUUCCCUCAGAAAUAUUUUGUCUUAAAAAUUUACAAAUACUAAACCUGAGAAAUAAUCCUAUCAAAGAAAUCCCAUCUGAAAUUAAAAAACUUAGCUACCUUAGAGUUUUCAUCAUGGCCUUUACUUUGAUUACUUUUCUUCCUCCUGGGUUAUUCACCUUGUCCUAUCUUGAGGAACUUGAUAUUUCCUACAAUGACCUUUCUUCUAUUCCAGAUGAAAUCAAGAAACUCAGAUCACUUGAAAAACUGAAUGUGGAUGGGAAUGACCUGACUUCUUUCCCACCUGGAAUUUUGAAACUGAACCUGAGAAAGAUCCAGUUUGAGAAUAAUUACACUCAUCCUCAUCUUUGGAAAGAGAAUUCUUUGAAUAGUCCACAGCGUCUCACUCACCUCGUUUCUUUCUUCUUUUUCAAAAAUCAUCUACAUAGAUAUCAUGAUGUGAUCCCAGAAGAAAUUAAAAAGUUAUUAAAAUGCACUUCCCAUUGUGAAUGGUGCCGAGGGCCCAUGUUUGGUGAAGGUUUUCGCAUUAUCCGAUCCUUCGAUGCUUUUGGAAUAACGCAGUUUCCUGUUAUGUUUCAUGUCUGUUCUUCUGCUUGCUAUGGACAAGUGAAGCAAAGCAGUUAAGUUUUUGAUACUAAUUCUGGUAAAAAAAAAAAAAAAGUAAUUGUUAUGAGUUGACAAGAGAAUGAGAGUCUAUUAUUCCCACUGUAAAAGCCAAUAACGUCUGUGUAGCUAGUAAUUCAUCUCUUUGAGAAGACACGUUCUGUGUGGAAGACAUAAAUGUCUUCUCAUCUGAAUCCUCUGUAUAAUCCGAGCACCUUAUGAAAGUCUGCGAUUGUUAGCAAAUUGUUGCAGAAAAAG
Messenger RNA from Loxodonta africana (African savanna elephant), 3059 nucleotides. It is a transcript of the gene LRRC63, whose product is annotated as leucine rich repeat containing 63. NCBI's taxonomy places the organism in Eukaryota, Metazoa, Chordata, Mammalia, Proboscidea, Elephantidae. The transcript has 9 exons. Gene Ontology annotation, biological process: signal transduction. The coding region runs from base 1107 to 2822 and encodes 571 amino acids. The record is from RefSeq and is a predicted model, not a curated record. Gene Ontology annotation, molecular function: protein binding.